Messenger RNA from Leptopilina heterotoma, 1327 nucleotides. RefSeq lists its product as uncharacterized. The coding region runs from base 217 to 579 and encodes 120 amino acids. Lineage: Eukaryota; Metazoa; Arthropoda; Insecta; Hymenoptera; Figitidae. The transcript has 2 exons. The record is from RefSeq and is a predicted model, not a curated record.
UGGGUCGCUUGACUAGCAAUAGCGUGUGCAGUGGAGCGCUCGGCGAGUUCUUCUUCCCGACUCCUCAAUUUGUUAAUAAUAAUUGUACUUCUUCCUAAGUUUGAAGAUUUUCGAAAGUGUAAAAUUUAAAUUUUUAAAGGACAGGUAAUUUUUUUAACUCACGUGAAUUAUACUUUUUUACUCCUAACGAGUAACAAAUUACAAUCCAAAAAUUAUAUGAAGGCGUAUAAGUCCAUUAAACAGUUUGUGGAAAAAGUGAAGUACUUGGCCCUUCUGCCUGCACAAAAUAUAGAAACAAUUUUCGAAGAAUUGCUUAAGGACUUGACUUCAGAGGAUCAGGUUCUUCUUCUUCUUCGUGGCACAGAACAUACGUUUACAUCCGUGUUAUCAAUUCUCGACGAUUUCAUUGGAUAUUUUCGUCGACAUUGGCUGAGGAUAACAACUCCUGCGAACUUCUCAGUCUGCAGGGAGAAGAGGAGGACGAACAACGAUACAGAGCGGAAUAAUCGAUCGUGGCAUGAAUUCGUAGGAAAUCAUCCACGAUUUGUAGACUUCACCGGUAUGUUGUAUGCUAUUUAGCGAUUUGGUUGAAAGGACAUUUAAUCGAAAAAUCAUUUGGUCGACUGAACAUUUUAUCCAAUAGUAAUAUGGUGGAAAAGAAAUUUUAUCAAUAGAAAUUUUUAUAGAAUAUUAGCUUAAAAAACAUUUGUUAUAAAUAAGACAAAACAGUAUAAACAAAACUGAAUUUCACUUUUACAUAUUCCAGAUUCGUUAGUUAGGUUUAUCAAGAAUACGCACUUAGAUUAUGAACAGAGGAAAAGGAAUAGUAGUUCUCAAAGGCGAUUGUCUGAAAAGGAGAAGAGACGAGAAGGCAUCAUCAAAGAAGGAUGGAAAAAUUUGUCAGAAUGCGAAUUCCAGACACAGAGGGGACGUAAAGAAAUAAUUAUGAAUUUCUUGACCAAGUGUACCACGAUAAAAGAUAAUUGUCUAGAGACUCACAAAUCCUUUAUAAAUGGAGGUAAUAUUUUAUAAAAGAAAAAAUUCUUAUUCAAGGUCCAAGAAGACUAGAAACAGGAGGUGAGGAAUCUAAACAUAUGUGGCUAGAAGCUAUGGGAGAUAACCUCAAGAGAGAAAGAGGCAAUCGAGUCAAGAAGUGUUUAUUCAUUUGUGAGCAACACUUCACAGAAGAUUGUCUUAAACAUGAUCCGAGAGAAAUAUUGAAGGAUGGGAAUGUAACUGUCAUGUCACAGCAAAAUUUUAUUCUUUUAUAUAUAAGUAAAAAAAAUUGUUUAAAAUAAAAUUUAUUUUCCAUGCAGUCAGAUGUUGA